Molecule: messenger RNA, 804 nt
Organism: Hyposmocoma kahamanoa
Lineage: Eukaryota; Metazoa; Arthropoda; Insecta; Lepidoptera; Cosmopterigidae
Gene: CHMP2B
Product: charged multivesicular body protein 2b
Exons: 6
Coding region: 1-627 (208 amino acids)
Biological process (GO): late endosome to vacuole transport; protein transport; endosome transport via multivesicular body sorting pathway
Cellular component (GO): multivesicular body; ESCRT III complex
Source: RefSeq, a predicted model, not a curated record
AUGGAUUGGUUCAAAAAGACACCAACCGUGAAAGAACAACAGCGACAAAAUGAUCGUGAGCUGCGCAAGGCGAGCCGCGAUCUCGAAAGAGACAAAGCGGCUUUGGAGAGGGAGGAAAAGAAAUUGGAAAUGGAGAUUAAGAAAUGUGCAAAAGAAGGCAACAAUGACAGCUGCAAAAUAUUAGCUAAACAGUUAGUCCAACUAAGGAAACAAAAAACUAGGAUGUAUGCAGCUAACAGUAAGAUAGCCAGUGUCCAAGUUCACAAUAAAGCGAUGGGGGCGAACAUAGCUAUAGCGGGUGCAAUGGGGACUACAGCAAAGACAAUGGGCAACAUCAAUAAAGUGCUCAAUCCGCACCAGAUUGCCAAGGACAUGGAAGGUUUCAAGCAGGCCAAUGCUAAGAUGGAUAUGACCGAUGAGAUGAUUUCAGAAACGCUGGAUGACAUAAUGGACGAGUCCGAUGACGAACAGGAGUCCGAGAGAGUCAUUGGCCAAGUGCUCGACGAGAUUGGUAUCGAGGUCAGCGGCAAGAUGGCUAAUGCUCCGUCAGUGGCAGGGAAAGUUGGCGAAUCGACUAAAACGGCCGAUAGAGAAUUAAUGGAGCAACUCGCCAGACUCAAAUCGUAGGGUCAGACCACAGUUGGUUAAUUUAGGGAGGUCGCGCACUAAUUAUCCAAAUCGAAGACUCGGCUACAUAGUCCUGUCCAAUGGUGGUCUCACAACCUAUGAUCUUAUUUAAAUAAAUUAAAAAAAAAAUUGAAAAAUACAUUUAUCUAUCCAUGAAACACAAUAUCGGUACACAAG